AUGGGGAAACCUGCUCCGCCAAAAGGCAACAGGCCGACGAGAAAUACUCAGUCGCAGCCCAAGAAGCAGACACAAACCACCAAGACCACAAGGAAACAAACGCCGGCUCCCGAGCGCCCUGUCAAGAGCGUGGAUAAGCCAAACACAAAUCUGAUCAGCUUGGUAGACCAACAAAGGAUACUCAACCUGUUCGCACAAGCGUUCAACGCAGAGCUUACCUCUCCUGACUUCACCGACAUUCUACAGGCUGUUAAGCAGGGCCUCUUCGACCGUGACUUCGAGCGCGUGUUUGGAAAUGAAGACAACCUUCGUGUGUAUGCGGCGCGUUACAGUCCGACGAGGGCUCUGGGGUAUGCCGAAGUACUUUCUGGCAUGGUUGAGCAUCUCGAGCAGCUGCUCCUUCCUGAGGCUAGAGCCGACGAGAAGACACUAGGAGUUCUGAACAUGGUCUCUAUAGGAGGUGGCUCGGCAGAGGUUGCCGCAUUUGCUGCCUACCUUUCCCAGGCGCCAGACAGGUCUGGAACUGUUACUCUCAUAGAUUCUGGGCCUUGGGAAGCCAUUGUCGACUCCCUCGCCAGCCAUGUCACCACGCCGCCCAUUCUGCCUCAAUGGGCCAACAUGGAGGCAAAGGCGAACAACCGCUCGCUCAUCGAACCUGCAAGGCUCAACGCCAAGUUCCUGCAAAGGGAUGUUCUGUCUUCAGAGCUCGUUGAUAUUUUCCCCAAGGAGAGUCCUUGCCUGGUGACUCUUUUAUUCACCCUCAACGAGCUGUUUACAGCAGGUGGUAUAGGCAAAACAACCCAGUUCCUGCUAGACCUUACAGCUAUGGUACCUUCGGGUUCAUUGCUCCUCGUUGUUGAUAGCCCGGGCUCAUAUUCUGAGGCCACAGUUGGCAAGGAGGCCAAGAAAUAUCCAAUGCUCUGGUUGCUUGACAAAGUGCUAGCAACAGCUGAGGAUUGCAGCUGGCAGAAAAUAGAGUCUCAGGAGUCGCGGUGGUUUCGGCUUCCUGAGAAACUCACUUAUCCGAUUCCUUUGGAGAAUAUGCGCUUCCAGAUGCAUCUGUACCGUGCUACAAAACCAGCACCUCAAGCCAAGAGUAAUACAGAAUCAUGA
Messenger RNA from Pyricularia pennisetigena, 1113 nucleotides. RefSeq lists its product as uncharacterized. The coding region runs from base 1 to 1113 and encodes 370 amino acids. The record is from RefSeq and is a predicted model, not a curated record. The transcript has a single exon. NCBI's taxonomy places the organism in Eukaryota, Fungi, Ascomycota, Sordariomycetes, Magnaporthales, Pyriculariaceae.